AUGACAUUAUCAUCUCCACCAUUGACGUUGCGUGUGGAAUUCCAGCAACAAUUUAGACAAUUCGAGCAAUUACAUGGUCCAAUGACACUACGAUUGACACAUGGUCCCGUUUCAUUAAUUGAACUGCAGGACAUUAUUCAGCAACACUUGACACAAUAUUUCGAGACUCCAGCCACUAAACUUGACAUUAAAAUUGAAAUUCAUGACCAGAAAUUACAACGAUUUACACCACUCAAGGAGCUAUCACAACUAAGACGUCGUUCACGAUUGAGUGUGAUUUUCACAAACACGUCCGAACUAUUCCAAGAUCACACGUGUCUAGCACUCCCAUCGAGAAUCUUUGGCUUCAAUGCGGCGGCUACAAAUGACAAGAUUAUUAUUGAUAAAAGAGUGGUACAUAUUGAAGAAGUGGGGAAUGCCGGCAAAGGCACAGGGCUAACAACGUGGGAUGGAUCGGUGGUACUAGCCAAGUAUCUGGAAUAUCAACGUCGUGAUGAUAUUGCUGGCAAAAAAAUUGUAGAAUUGGGGGCUGGGACUGGACUUGUAGGGAUCGCUGCUGCGUUGCUUGGAGCACAAGAGGUGAUUCUUUCUGAUCUUGACUAUGUGAUUGACAAUCUUGCGAACAACGUGGCAGAGACAAUGAAGCUAGCAGCUAAUGCUAAUCGACCCGUUGACUGUGACGUCUCUACUCGUGUAUUGAACUGGUUUGAUCCACCCAUAAACUUGGGAGACAUUGACUUUAUAUUGGCCUCGGACGUUGUAUGGAUUGAGGAACUUAUUCCACCACUCGUGGCAACUGUUGACCUAUUGCUACGUCAUUCAGCUGUAAAGACUGAGAUUCUCAUGUCGUAUCAGAAGCGCAGCAUUGUGUCCGACCAAGUGCUAGUCAGUGAAUUGAAGCGCUACAAUUUCGUUACGACGCGUGUACCAGUGACAAAUUUACAUCCCGAGUUUUCUACCGAUCGUAUCGAUGUGUGGAUCAUUAAAAGGGACGACAGAAGGAACUAG
Molecule: messenger RNA, 1008 nt
Organism: Peronospora farinosa
Lineage: Eukaryota; Oomycota; Peronosporomycetes; Peronosporales; Peronosporaceae
Source: the annotation of a GenBank genome assembly